AAAAUUUGUUGUACUCAAUUGACAGAAUUCACAACAAAAUCGUGAUACGGCAUUCCAAUUAUAAAUCCAUUUAUUUUAAGUUGUUUUAAAAUUGUACAAGAAUGGGGAUGAACACAACUUUAUUCUUUCUUAUAUGUGGAAUAGUUUGUUCCUCUGCGAAUAUUGAAGAACGAGUUUUCGAUUUAGAGAAUGUGGUACAAGAUCAACUUGCAAAAAAUGAGAUAAUGAAAGAUCGCCUGAAAGCUCUCGAGCUUGAGGUGGUUGAGCUCGUUGCCAAAGAAAAGGAAGAAAGUCCGAUUGAGGAGAAGGACGUUUCUAGUUCUAUUGUAGGAGUAGGACAGGCGCAUCAUUUGCUUAAACGUGCUGCAGGUUCCGAUAGAGCUUUCCAUGCCUAUCGAAGCAUUACAAAUUGUUACGACGACCAUGAGAAAAUCGUGUUUGAUAUAGAGAGGCAAGAUGAUUACAACGUGUAUGACGUCAGAGACGGCAUCUUUGAACCGAUGGCAUCCGGUGUAUAUGUUCUCACGUGGACUGUGGUCGCGCCUUUGCACACAAAGUUUAUAACAGAGCUUAUCAUUGGUGGAAGAAUGGCCGGCGUGAUAACGACAGAUUCUGACACGACAAGUGGUGUACACAAUGCAGGUACUGGAUUGCAUCCAGCGACUGCAGUUGUGGUUGUACAAAUUAACCCGGGAGACCAUUGCUACAUCCGAGUUCGACACUCUUCUAAUACCUGCGUCAAUGUCUACAGUGAUUCCAACUCAGUCAGGUCAACUUUUUCGGGCUGGCAACUGUAUUGAGCGUCGUGAUUUCCAAUGUAACAUUUGUGUAACUAUAUUGAAUAAAGCAAUAAAUACAUUCUAAA
This is a messenger RNA of Ruditapes philippinarum (Manila clam), 865 nucleotides long. RefSeq lists its product as uncharacterized. Gene Ontology annotation, molecular function: protein binding. The coding region runs from base 102 to 800 and encodes 232 amino acids. The transcript has 2 exons. Lineage: Eukaryota; Metazoa; Mollusca; Bivalvia; Venerida; Veneridae. The record is from RefSeq and is a predicted model, not a curated record.